Molecule: messenger RNA, 1516 nt
Organism: Engraulis encrasicolus (European anchovy)
Lineage: Eukaryota; Metazoa; Chordata; Actinopteri; Clupeiformes; Engraulidae
Gene: rsl1d1
Product: ribosomal L1 domain containing 1
Exons: 10
Coding region: 26-1186 (386 amino acids)
Biological process (GO): maturation of LSU-rRNA
Cellular component (GO): cytosolic large ribosomal subunit; 90S preribosome
Molecular function (GO): RNA binding
Source: RefSeq, a predicted model, not a curated record
UUGGUGUGUGUGCGCAUGCGGACUAAUGACUGGCCCAGCUACACGUGAAUGCAGCAUGGCGGACCAGGGAGGAAAAGUGGAGCUAGACCGGGCACAGGUCAAGAAAGCUGUGCUGGCACUUCAAGCCUUCAUCAAAAGCAAAGGCUCAGAAUGCCUUCUUCUGGACGACAGUGAACCUAUUAACCUCAUGUUUACGUUAUGGAAAAUCCCAAGGAAAGAGCAGACGAUACGCAUUCCCUUACCCCAUGGCAUCCGUAAAGACAAUGGCGAGGUGUGCCUCUUCACAAGAGACGAACCCAACAUGACUUCAGAACAGACAAUAAGGUUCUACAAGAAGCUACUCGCAGAGAGAGGAGUGAAGCAAGUCACAGAGAUUAUCCCAUACAAGGUGCUAAAGACGGAGCACAAGUCGUUUGAAGCCAAGAGAAGGCUGCUGGGGAACUUUGACCUCUUCCUGUCCGAUGCACGCAUUCGCCGUCUGCUGCCUUCCCACAUUGGGAAACAUUUCUACGAAUCAAAGAAAGCUCCUCUGUCUGUGAACCUGCAGGCCAAGAGUCUGGGUCGCGACAUGGACCGUCUUAUCCAGGGCAGCACCCUAACAGUCGGCAAGAAGGGCCCAUGCUGCAUGGCGCGCGUGGCCCACUCGGGGAUGACUGCAGAUGAGAUUGAGGAGAACAUCAACACAGCUGUACAGACCAUCAUAGCCAAACUAAACAUGGUCGAGAAAUCGAAAGUGAUGAAGAUGAUCCACCUGAAGAGUCAGACGUCUGUGGCGCUGCCCAUCUACACGUCAGACCUGAGCCACCUCGCCCUGCUGGAGGAGGCCCGGCAGCAGAACUUUGACGCCAAGAAGAAGCCAAAGAAGAAGAAGAAGCAGAGUGGAGAUGCGAAAGAAGUAGAGGGAAGCCAGCCAAAGAAGGCGAAAAAGGACAAAGAUGUGGCUGAGGGAGCUGCAGAGGGCGACGAAGAGGAGAAGGAUGGCGAAGAAGAAAUCCCUCAGCUCGUGCCUAUUCAGACACCGAGCAAAAAGGCAAAGUCACAGGGGCCGACCAAAAAAGGGUUGAAGAAAGCAGCCAAACCAUUGGCUGCAAGAGGAGGGAAACAAGGCAAAGGUGGACCAGGGAAAAUGGCCAAGAAGACCAUGAGCACGCCUACCAACAAACAGAAAAGGAAAGGAGCCAAGUGAUGUAAAAUAAAAAUUACCAACUUCCUUCCCUCUUUAUAUCCAUUUUUAUGUAAUGUUGUGAAACAUGUUGUCCAAAAUGCCUUGGCUAAAAAAAACUCCCAUCAAAAACAUCAGGGUCAUGUAUACAGUACAUUCUUAAUGGAUUUGACCAAUCAUGCCUGUCCUUCAAACAAUACUAGGCUGACUGCUGAACUGCUUGUAAAUGGGACUGAUGGAAGAUGUCAAUUUGCAGAACUGUGAACCUGUCUUUUGUACCAGAACGAUGCACGGGGCAAUGCGUGUGUGUGUGUUCAUCCACUGUGUAAAUAAUAAAAAGACAAUAUACUCUUA